CAUCUUUUUAUAUAAUUGAAAAAAAAAACGGAAAAACUGUUGAUGGGUCUAAAGAUUUUACUGCCGUUUUUGAGCGUCUUGUGUUUGGCCGCAGCCGCUUCAGAUCAGAGAUGUGGGAAGCGGAAACUGGCAGCGCCGCCUGGGGCAUCCCGGAUAAUCGGUGGCCGAGAUGCCACUGAGGGAGCGUGGCCCUGGCAGGCCAGCAUCCAGUUCCUGGGCACGCACUUCUGUGGAGGAACCAUCGUCGGCAGCAAGUGGGUUGUCUCUGCAGCGCACUGCUACCACAGAUACAUAUGGCACAGCAGCUUCUUGACCGUCUUGGUGGGAGUGACAAGCCUGUCCAAGCCUGGGCCUCACUUCCAGAGACGCGGCGUCAAACGCGUCAUCGUACACGAGAAGUACGACUUCAACACAUCCAACAACGACGUGGCGCUCCUGGUGCUCAAGGUCCCCAUCGUCUUUACCAACUACGUCCAGCCGUGUUGCUUUCCGACGAGCAUGAACCACCAGCUCUCCCUCAACCUGAGCAACUGCUUCAUCACCGGCUGGGGCAGCAUCAACUACAAAGGUGGAGCAGCGGACAUGCUGCAGGAGGCUGAGCUGGAGGUCAUUGAGACGGACAGGUGCAACCAGAAGCACUGGUACAACGGCUUGAUCACAGAACAGAUGCUCUGUGCAGGAACACUCUCUGGAGGAGUUGACACUUGUCAGGGCGACAGCGGAAGCCCACUGCAGUGCUACAGUGAGAAUGACAACAGAUACUACCUGAUAGGAGUGACGAGCUUCGGGGAGAAUUGUGGACACCCCAACAGACCAGGAGUCUAUUCGAAAACCAGCAUGUAUGGACGGUGGUUUACCGAAAAGCAGCUGAAAGACAGAGCUUCUCCACACGUGCUCUCCAGCAGGCUGAUACUAGUUCUGAUAUUUGCUGCCUUCACAUUGUUCUGAGAUGUUCGCUCUUUUUUUGUUGUUGUUGCAAAAGACAGAAUCACUAAACCGCUAUGCAAAUAUAA
Poeciliopsis prolifica (blackstripe livebearer) is the source of this 1013-nucleotide messenger RNA. Its product is annotated as acrosin. Lineage: Eukaryota; Metazoa; Chordata; Actinopteri; Cyprinodontiformes; Poeciliidae. Gene Ontology annotation, biological process: proteolysis. Gene Ontology annotation, molecular function: serine-type endopeptidase activity. The coding region runs from base 43 to 948 and encodes 301 amino acids. The transcript has 5 exons. The record is from RefSeq and is a predicted model, not a curated record.